AUGCUGUUGAAAUUGUUGUUCAUCCUCGCUGCUGCUAGAGGUACAGAAGUCCCAGAUAUAUGUGGAAAGGCCGGUCUCAUUGUUCUGAACUUUACAGAAGGGCCUGUUGCCGGUGUUACUGACAAGAUCCUGAACACAAUGAAGGACCUGGAUGUAAAGGGUAUGUUUACAUUUACUGUGAACCAGCGUGUAACUGGAAAUGUCAAGAACCUAUAUCAGAGAGCAUGGGAAGAAGGACACACGGUCGGGCUCAGACUCAAUCCAAGCUUGGACAGUGAUUAUGGCGCAAUGAAUCGUGAUUCCAUGGAGCAGCUUGUAAAGGAAGAACUCGAUACGAUUGACGGUCUUUCACACUCAGAGAUCAGAUAUGCAACUCUUCCAGUCAAUGGAGGCGAAGUAAACUCUGAAAUGUACGAUGUGUUGACUGAGAACGGAGUUCUUCCUGUUGGAUACACAUUCUGCCCAUAUGAUUACGAUGGGAAGGAAAUCGAGAAUUUCGAAGACCUGAUCGAUAAUUCAAACCCAAAUAACCACUCAUUCAUCGUUAUGAUGCAUGAUGGGAUGGAAGCCGAUACGUCACGCUUGGAGCAGAUGGUGCAGAUAGGUAGAGACCGUGGAUAUACGUUUGUAAAUAUGGAUGAAUGUCUCAAAGGAUACAAAGGCGCACCUGGCGAGCCAGAGCUCAAACUCCGAGGAAAGGGUGUUGAAAGCAUCGCAAGCUUCAUGCCAUUCAUCUUGCUUUUGGCAAGACUCUUGUAA
This is a messenger RNA of Ordospora colligata OC4, 759 nucleotides long. Its product is annotated as polysaccharide deacetylase domain-containing protein. Gene Ontology annotation, biological process: carbohydrate metabolic process. Gene Ontology annotation, molecular function: hydrolase activity, acting on carbon-nitrogen (but not peptide) bonds. NCBI's taxonomy places the organism in Eukaryota, Fungi, Microsporidia, Ordosporidae. Gene Ontology annotation, cellular component: membrane. The record is from RefSeq and is a predicted model, not a curated record. Bases 1 to 759 code for a protein of 252 amino acids. The transcript has a single exon.